AUCCGCUUGGGCUAACAGAGUUCAUGAUUGCACCAGUGUCAUAAAUUGUGGAGCCGACGCGGAGGGUGCGGGAAGGCUGCACACCAUGCGCUGUCAGUCCUGUCAAAACACGGAUGCGGCGAGCACGCGCGCAGGCUCUGUUUCCGAGGCGUGUCGAGGAACUGACUUUUAAAAUGCGCUCCAAUCCGCUCAAGCAAUUAGCGCGUCGUCUUAGAUAACGUUUCUCACCACCUUAUGCCUCGUCACAGUCAGGAAAGAGUAGUUGGUUCCAGACCCGACUGGUGGUCCUGUUGGAAAGCGAAGAAAGACAGCAGAGCAGUCAUGGAAGAGCCGCACGAUCCCGCCAGUCGGGACCCGAGAGAAGCGGACAGUGCGUCUCUGUCCCUCAGCCUGGUGUUUCCACAGCCACCUCUGCUGCAGCCUGCAUUGCAUCCAGCUCACAGGAACACUAACUUUUUCAUUGAUGACAUACUCAGGCCUGACUUUGGCUGCAAGAAGAAUCCGGGAACAGGAGCCAGGGAGAGGCCUAAUGACUCUGACCGGGACGGGCAGGAUAGGCCCGGAACUCCGCCCGGAACUCCAUGCCCUGACUCCAGUGAUAGCGUUUCCUCUUGCACUUCCUCUUCACUCUCGUCACCAUCAAGCCUGAGAGAGUCCAGAGCGGACAAAUCGAGUCGAGAUACAGUGCCAGACCAUGGCAGAGAAUCAGCGCCAGGCGCAGAGCUCAGCAGCGGAGAAGCGGCGGGCGGGAACGACCCUCGCGCCCUGCUUUGGCCCGCCUGGGUUUACUGCACCAGAUACUCAGACCGGCCUUCAUCCGGCCCAAGGACCCGCAGACUGAAGAAGAAAAAGAAGAGCCAGGCGGAGAAUAAGCGGCCCAGGACGGCGUUUACGGCGGAACAGCUGCAGCGGCUGAAGGCGGAGUUCCAGCUGAACCGCUACAUCACCGAGCAGCGGCGGCAGACCCUGGCACACGAGCUCAACCUCAACGAGUCGCAGAUCAAAAUCUGGUUUCAAAACAAACGCGCCAAGAUCAAAAAAGCCAGCGGCUACAAAAACUCACUGGCGCUGCAUUUGAUGGCGCAGGGACUGUAUAACCACUCCACCACCACCAUCCAGGACGACAGUGACUGAAAUACAGAGAGAGACAUGAAGCUGGACUAACACACACACACACACACACACACACUGCGUUUGUACUCUUGAUUAAAAGGGAGAGAACGCUGAACAUCAAUGCUUCUGAAAAGAAGUUUGAAAAACUCGUAUUAAAUAAUAACUAAUUAGUAUCUUUAUACACCUGUAACAUAUACUGUAGGGCCCUCAUAUAAUUUUUUUUAUCAUGGGGCUAUGUCUAUCUAUGUGUUUGUAUGUCUAUCGUUAUGUCAAUAUCAAUUACAUUUUUUUAAAACUCCAUCAGACUACCAGACUGGCAAAUAUCUCAGUCUCAUGCCAAAGAUUUUACCAGAUGGAAAGGUUGUAGGUUGUAAUUGAGCCUGAAUCGUACAGAGCAGGUGAAGAGAUUCCUUUGGGGAAAAUGAAAUGGAAGAUUGCUGCUUCAGUACAGUAUGGACAUCAUUGUGGGAUUUAAAUAACCUGACUAUCAGAAUACCAAUUAUAGCCUUCUAUUUGAGAUUUCAGACCUGUUGUGUCCAAAUAAACACUUUUAUAUACCCGGGAGAUUUUUUUUCUUCUUGUUAUAUGAUAAACUUGAAUAAAUGCUGUGUGUUCAGGGUGUAUGAAUAGGCUAACAUCAAUCUUGGAGACUCCAAUUCGUGUCUACUCAAGCAUAAAUUAUUUAGAGUAGUCUGAGGCUAUGCAAUUAAACAGGCCUAUCUGUACACCCGACAGUUGCCAUGCAGUAAAUAUUAUUCUUCACACUAUGCACACAGUAUAAAUUUAUAUUACACUGCAUACUGAAGUGGCAUUUAAGCUGCCUUUUGGUUGUUCAGUCUGCGCUGCUGUAUUUUGCAAUAGUAAUACAUUUAAGAGCUAAAAAUGAUCUCUGAAAGCUCUAUGCUCAAGUUAUUCUGUAGUUAAAGUAUCUC
Molecule: messenger RNA, 2045 nt
Organism: Neoarius graeffei (lesser salmon catfish)
Lineage: Eukaryota; Metazoa; Chordata; Actinopteri; Siluriformes; Ariidae
Gene: en1a
Product: engrailed homeobox 1a
Exons: 2
Coding region: 235-1134 (299 amino acids)
Biological process (GO): multicellular organism development; regulation of transcription by RNA polymerase II; neuron differentiation
Cellular component (GO): nucleus
Molecular function (GO): RNA polymerase II cis-regulatory region sequence-specific DNA binding; DNA-binding transcription factor activity, RNA polymerase II-specific
Source: RefSeq, a predicted model, not a curated record